Messenger RNA from Closterium sp. Naga37s-1, 1353 nucleotides. The record is from the annotation of a GenBank genome assembly. NCBI's taxonomy places the organism in Eukaryota, Viridiplantae, Streptophyta, Zygnematophyceae, Desmidiales, Closteriaceae.
AUGGGCGACACGGAUCGAUCGUGGCUGUCAUCUGUGGCGCGAUCGGCUCUCCCGCCACCCCAAACGCACAAUGAAUGUGUGCUCGGUGGCACAUCGAUCGUGCCAGCCAAAGGUGCCACCAUUUUAUUGUACAAGUUACUGUACACUUGCGAGCGGCAGCUGCAGCAGUGGGAGACGGAGGAGGAGGAGGAGCAGGGGACGGUUCACACACCCGCCACCCCCAUACCCGCCACCCCGCAGUUGCACCCACACCCGCUACCCCCAUACCCUCCCCCACUGCUGCACCUGCAGCAGGGGAUGGAGGAGAAGGGGGAGGGGGGUGGGAGGGCGGGGGGGGGGCUGGUGCUGCAGAUCCCCUCCCCCCCAGUGCUGCACCCGCAGCAGGGGGAGAUCCCCUCCCCCCCACUGCUGCACCCGCAGCAGGGGGAGGUAGGAGAAGGGGCGGUGCAGGAGCCGCUCUGGCGACAGCAGAUCCCCUUCCCCCCCUCUGCUGCACCCGCAGCAGGGGGAGGUAGGAGAAGGGUGGGGGACCUGGUGCUGCAGAUCCCCUCCUGCCUCCCCCUGAACCUCCAAGCUUCCCCCCCCUCUCUUCCCGCCAUCCUCAUGGAGGGGGGGGAGGGGUGGGGGGGGGGUUCGGUGCUGCAGAUCCCCUUCCCCCCCUCUGCUGCACCCGCAGCAGGGGGAGGUACGGGGCCGGGCGCUGGGCAGGUACGGGGCCGGGCGCUGGGCAGGUACGGGGCCUGGCGCUGGGCAGGUACGGGGCCGGGCGCUGGGCAGGUACGGGGCCGGGCGCUGGGCAGGUACGGGGCCUGGCGCUGGGCAUGUACGGGGCCGGGCGCUGGGCAGGUACGGGGCCAGGCGCUGGGCAGGGACUGGGCCGGGCGCUGGGCAGGUGCGGGGCCGGGCGCUGGGCAGGUACGGGGCCGGGCGCUAGGCAGGUAUGGGGCCAAGCGCUGGGCAGGUACGGGGCCGGGCGCUGGGCAGGUACGGGGCCUGGCGCUGGGCAGGUACGGGGCCGGGGCGCGGGCUAAGUACGGGGCCGGGCGCGGGCGUUAUACGGGCCGGGCGCGGGCUAGGUACGGGGCCAGGUGCUGGCGAAGGGUCUGGGCCGGGCGCUGGGCAGGUGCGGGGCCGGGCGUUGGGCAGGUACGGGGCCGGGCGCUGGGCAGGUACGGGGCCAGGCGCUGGGCAGGUACGGGGCCGGGCGCUGGGCAGGUACGGGGCCGCGCGCUGGGCAGGUACGGGGCCGGGGCGCGGGCUAAGUAUGGGGCCAGGCGCGGGCGUUAUACGGGCCGGGCGCGGGCUAGGUACGGGGCCAGGCGCUGGCGACAGACGGGGCCGGGCGCUGGCUAG